Messenger RNA from Eurytemora carolleeae, 1072 nucleotides. RefSeq lists its product as uncharacterized. Lineage: Eukaryota; Metazoa; Arthropoda; Copepoda; Calanoida; Temoridae. Gene Ontology annotation, biological process: intracellular protein transport. The record is from RefSeq and is a predicted model, not a curated record. The transcript is spliced from 14 exons. Gene Ontology annotation, cellular component: endosome. The coding region runs from base 1 to 879 and encodes 292 amino acids.
AUGUCAGCAGAAGCAAGAAUAACAUUUUUAAAACUAAAUAAAACAUACAGGAUAGGUGAUAUAGUGGAAGGAAGUGUUGUGGUAAAGACAGCUUCACUUCUUAAGCAUGAUGGAAUACAACUUUUCCUGGAGGGAUUUGUUCUCAUUCAAAAAUCUACUGCUUUACUUGAGGAAAAAGUUCCUGAACUUGGGAAACAAACUGAACUAAUAUCGAAGAGUGUCACUUUAAGCAAGGGAGGAAAACUGAUUGCUGGGACCUACGAGUUUGAUUUUAAAGCUAAGCUAGAACGAGGCGAGGUACCUCUGCAAGAAACUAACCAUGGCGCCUGUAUCUCUAUUCAGUAUUUUGUCAGAGUUGAAAUUCGUAGAAGUCUUUUACACCAGAAUAUUGAAACUAUAGAAGAGAUUUUCCUGGAGGUUCCAUCCCCUCUUGAUGGUCGGAAACAGCUUGACAUGAGCUAUUUUCUUACGGAAUCAGAUGUAGACUCGCCAAAAUUAGAAAAUUCUCCAAAGUUUUCUAUAACAGGGGAACUAAGUAUUGGAGGAAUCUGUGAGAUUGGGAAACCAAUAAUUGGAACCUUGCUAGUUGAAUCUUCAGAUAAAAGUAUAUAUUCAGUUAUGAUUGAACUGCAGAGAAAGGAAGAAUGGUCCCAAAUUGGAAGUUUUCACUCCUCCAAGAUUGUGAGCCUUCAAAUCUGCGACGGAAAUGUUCCAAAGAAUGCCGCACUACCGAUUAAACUAAUUUUCCCGCGUUUUAGGGUAGCGCCAUCACUUUCCAUACCAAACCUCAGUGUACGCUACAGUUUUGUGAUAAGUGUCAUGUUUGAGAACAAGGACAUUGUCACAAAGGAAUAUCCUAUCCAUAUUGUUCGACGAUAAAAAAUAUGUAACAUAUAUUUGUAUUUAACUUUUCUAUAUUGUGGAAAUUAAUCUAGUUGUAAAUUAUAUAUAAUUAGAUAAAAAUUAAUAAAAUUUUAUAAAAAUAUAUUUGAUUUACAGCGGUUAAUUAUUUAAUGUUAUAUUAUGAAAUUCAAUCUAUAUCAUGAAAUUAGCCAACCAAUCAAUCAAUCAA